AAAGAGAACAAAACAAAACAGUAUUAGAGAGAAGAGAAUGACAAACAGGGAAAAGCAGAGCACUCUUUACCUCUUCUCUCUUUCUUCUACUCUGUGAUCAAAAAAAUAUCUUGAAACCCUAGAUUUCUCCGCCUCUCUCUCUCUCCUUGUGUUCUGAUGAUAAGAAGAAAAAGACGACUUUGAGAAUCUAAAAGCUUUGAUUUUUUUUCUUUCCAUUGAGGGGGAUUGAAUCGAGUUAUGUACAAGGAUCGGAGCGGAGGAGGAGGAAUAAUGGGUGGUGGUGGAUCAUCGAGAUCGGAGAUCCUUGGUGGAGGUAUUGAUCGGAAACGAAUCAAUGAUGCUUUAGACAAACAUCUUAAGAAAACUUCACCUUCUACAUCUAGGGCUUUCUCUUCUAAGGAUAAAGAUUCUUUCCCUUCUACUUCCACUGCUAAACCUCAGCUUGAUUCUCGCUCCCCCGAUGUUGAAUCUGAUACAGAUAGUGAAGGAUCAGAUGUGAGUGGUUCAGAAGGUGAUGAUACAUCGUGGAUCUCGUGGUUUUGUAAUUUGAGAGGGAAUGAGUUUUUCUGUGAAGUAGAUGAAGAUUAUAUACAAGAUGAUUUUAAUCUCUGUGGGUUGAGUGGUCAAGUUCCUUACUAUGAUUAUGCUCUUGAUCUUAUUUUGGACGUUGAAUCAUCAAACGGUGAUAUGUUUACUGAAGAACAGAACGAGAUGGUGGAAUCAGCUGCUGAGAUGUUGUAUGGUCUUAUUCAUGUUCGUUAUAUUCUCACUACUAAAGGAAUGGCUGCUAUGAUGGAGAAGUAUAAGAACUAUGAUUUCGGGAGAUGCCCGAGAGUUUUCUGCUGUGGACAAUCUUGUCUUCCGGUUGGGCAAUCUGAUAUCCCGAGGUCUAGCACAGUGAAGAUAUACUGCCCAAAAUGCGAGGAUAUUUACUACCCGCGUUCUAAAUACCAAGGCAACAUUGAUGGAGCUUACUUUGGAACUACUUUCCCUCAUUUGUUUCUCAUGGCCUAUGGGAACAUGAAACCGCAGAAGCCGACUCAAAACUACGUUCCUAAGAUCUUUGGCUUUAAGGUACACAACAAGCAAUGAUACUCUCACCAGUCCUGUGGUUGAAUACAGUUCUGAUGGUCACGGGUUUGAACUGGAUGAUACUAAACUGUGGUUGGGGGAUGAGAAGAGCUAAUGAGAAAAAGGUCGGCACUUUUAAGUCUUUCACUAUGUAAUCUUGGAAGUUCAAAGUAGAAUCUUCUCUAUAGAACCGUUCUUUGGUGGAUACAUGGGUCUUGGGAAAUUCUUUAGCUGUGAGUAAUCAAUUAAAAUCAUUUACCAGAUGGGUGGAUUUUGCGUAACUGUUGAUUAUAAUUGCUGGGAAUUUUAUGUGUAUUCUUAUCUUAAAGUUUCUUGUGUUAUACGGAACUAAUCACUGGAGAAUCGUGUUUUGUACUUUUUAUACGUCGACAAGUCAUGCGUUAUAUGCGUAGUUUUGUUACAUGGU
Molecule: messenger RNA, 1498 nt
Organism: Camelina sativa (false flax)
Lineage: Eukaryota; Viridiplantae; Streptophyta; Magnoliopsida; Brassicales; Brassicaceae
Product: putative casein kinase II subunit beta-4
Cellular component (GO): cytoplasm; protein kinase CK2 complex
Molecular function (GO): protein kinase regulator activity
Source: RefSeq, a predicted model, not a curated record